CUUUCGCUAAGCAUGUCUAGUUCCCUCCCCUCUUUAAAAGGGCAAGGUCGUGACUCAGGAACGUCUGGAGGUCGUUGAACGUACUCAGUAGGUAAAAGAAGUUUGUAGUGCAGCAUCACUCACACCUCGGAACCAUCGGCAUGUCUUCUAAGUACACUUUGGUUUUGGUUCGGCAUGGAGAAAGUGAAUGGAAUCAGAAGAACUUGUUCUGUGGAUGGCACGAUGCAGAUUUGUCGGAAACUGGCAUAAACGAGGCAAAAUAUGCAGUUGAAUUGCUCAAGAAGAGGAAAAUCACUUUUGAUUUGGCUUUUACAAGUGUUCUAACACGUGCCAUAAAGACCCUCUAUCUAAUACAAGAUGGUCUUGAUCUACAUUGGAUUCCAGUUAUUAAAACUUGGCGCCUGAAUGAACGUCAUUAUGGUGGUCUACAAGGUCUUAAUAAAGCAGAAACAGCUGCCAGACAUGGGGAAGAAAAAGUCAAGAUCUGGAGACGAUCGUAUGAUGUACCACCUCCAGCACUGACCCCAAGUGACAAAGAAUGGUCUGGUAAUGACCCCAGAUAUGUGGAUCUUGACCCUAGAAUGAUUCCUGCCUGUGAAUGUCUGAAAGACACUGUUGCACGUGUUCUUCCAUUCUGGACUGAUAGCAUUGCUCCAGCAAUCAAGAGCGGUAAGAAGGUUAUUGUUGCUGCCCAUGGCAACAGCCUCCGCGCCUUAGUGAAGUAUCUGGACAACAUUAGUGACAGUGACAUCAUGGAGCUUAAUAUCCCCACAGGAAUUCCCCUUGCUUAUGAACUAGACAAAGAUCUGAAACCAGUAAAGAAUUAUUAUCUUGCUUCUGAGGAAGAGGUGAAGGCUGCUCAAGAAAGGGUGGCCAACCAAGGAAAGGCUAAGUAAGAGGCAUUCGUUCAGAAGAGUUUUCUCUGGAGAUUAAUGCACAGAAGCUGUAAUCUUUUUGUUCCACCAUUAAUGUAUAUUGUUUGUUUUUUAUGCUUACAUUUAGAUGCUGAAACAUUGCAUUUUCUUUGAAAUGUGUGCACUUGAAAACCUGUUAUGUAUUGAACCCGUGUUCCAUGUACAUUGGAAUUGGCGAUGUAAUUGCCACUGUUUUGUAAUGUUGUGGACUGUUUGUGAAGAGACACUUCUACCUUGUACAUUAUUUUUUAUUCAUUUAAAUUAAGAACCACCUUUUAUUUUCUACAAAUGUUUCCUAUGAAUUAAAUUAUUUUUUUUGUCUGAGACAAAAGAGGUUUCAUCAUGCAGUAAUAGAAUACUUAUAAUAUUUAUUGUCUUUACACGUUUCUGUGAAUGAUGUAAUUUUCACAAUCAUUAGAUAUGAACAGUUUAAUGCUAAAACUUCUGGUUUUGUCCAACUUCCUCUUGAAGUGCCAAGGCCAUCACAUCCGGACCAGUCACUUGUUGUGGAAGACGAGCAAGAUAGAGUGAUAACAUCAGUUAUUUCUUUCUAAAACAUUAUCACAGUUUCACCAUUUUUAGUGAUUGACGUUUCUCCCUACUCAAUUUUAUUUUUCACCUUUUUCAUUAUUGCUUCUUAAUAAAUUUGUAGAUUUUCAUUCACUCUACCCAUGUGCCCAAACUAUUCAAGGAAAUUGAAUUAGUACUUCCGAUUUGCUGAUUGUGUUUUUGUCAAAGUUUGUUGUAAAAGAUUAAACUCCUUAAAGACUAGA
Pomacea canaliculata is the source of this 1687-nucleotide messenger RNA. Its product is annotated as 2,3-bisphosphoglycerate-dependent phosphoglycerate mutase-like. Gene Ontology annotation, biological process: glycolytic process. Lineage: Eukaryota; Metazoa; Mollusca; Gastropoda; Architaenioglossa; Ampullariidae. Gene Ontology annotation, molecular function: intramolecular phosphotransferase activity. The record is from RefSeq and is a predicted model, not a curated record. The coding region runs from base 141 to 896 and encodes 251 amino acids. The transcript is spliced from 6 exons.